AUGCAGACUACUUCUACAAACAUUUGUGAAAGAAUAGGUCACUCUCAGGAGCUCAGUGAAUUCAAGCGUGGUACCGUGAUAGGUUGCCACCUGUGCAAUAAGUCCAUCCAUGAAAUUCCUUGCUACUAAAAAUAUUCCACAGUCAACUGCUAGUGGUAUAAUAACAAAGUGGAAGCAACAGGGAACAACAGCAACUCAGCCACGAAGUGCAGGAUCAGCGCAUGCUGAAACGCACAGUGCACAGAAAUCACCAAGUGUCUGAAGAGUCAAGAGCUAAAGACCUACAAACUUCAUGUGGUCUUCAGAUUAGCACAACAACAGUUCGUAGAGAGCUUCAUGGAAUGGGUUUCCAUGGCCAA
Messenger RNA from Staurois parvus, 359 nucleotides. The record is from the annotation of a GenBank genome assembly. NCBI's taxonomy places the organism in Eukaryota, Metazoa, Chordata, Amphibia, Anura, Ranidae.